AUGAAGAAGUUGCAGAUCCCGUCCUUCCAUUGUCUUCAGAAAUGUGUGAGUGAAGAUCUGGAUUGCCCAGAAGGCUCUACAAAUGCUAUAAUUGGUGAAGAUGGCAGUGAUCGUGACCUCAAGGUUUGUGUCAAAAAUGACUGUGACAAUGUAAAUAAAAAGAAAGAGGAAGAGAAAAGGGAUAGACCUCUGUCUUUAGACUGGCCUGACACACGUCUUAAACAAGCCACCUUCCUCUUCCUGCUGCCCAUCAACUUCCCCCUGUGGCUUACAGUUCCUGAUGUCCGCAAGCAGAAAUCCAGAAAGUUCUUUGUGAUCACCUUCCUGGUCUCUAUUCUGUGGAUAGCUGUUUUCUCCUACUUCAUGUUGUGGUGGGCCCAUCAGGUUGGUGAGACUUUUGGCAUCUCACAUUGGAUCAUGGCCGUUGUGGCUGCAGAGACGUCCAUCCCCGACCUCAUUACCAGUGUAAUUGUGGUGCGUAAAGGCCUGGGGGACAUGACAGUGUCCAGCUCCAUGGGCCGUAACAUCUUUAGCAUCACAGUGUGCCUUCCAGUCCCAUGGCUCCUCAACUCUGCAUUUCAGGGUUUCGAUCCAGUGCCUGUGAACAACAGUGGGUUCUUCUGUGUCAUCGGGUUGCUCCUUCUCCCUCUGCUCUAUGCCGUCAUCUCUAUUGCGUUCUGUAAGUGGAAGAUGAAUAAGGUGCUGGGUUUCACCAUGUUACUGUUUUACAUGAUCUUCCAGUUAACUAGAGUGAUGUUUCAGUAUAGAAUAAUCGUAUGCCCUGUAUAAUGUAUAUUAUCGUAUAUACACUAUAUACUAUAAAAUACACUAUCCAUCAUUA
Notolabrus celidotus (New Zealand spotty) is the source of this 841-nucleotide messenger RNA. Its product is annotated as sodium/potassium/calcium exchanger 1. The coding region runs from base 1 to 789 and encodes 262 amino acids. Gene Ontology annotation, molecular function: calcium channel activity; calcium, potassium:sodium antiporter activity. Lineage: Eukaryota; Metazoa; Chordata; Actinopteri; Labriformes; Labridae. Gene Ontology annotation, cellular component: membrane. The transcript has 6 exons. The record is from RefSeq and is a predicted model, not a curated record. Gene Ontology annotation, biological process: intracellular calcium ion homeostasis; calcium ion transmembrane transport; long-term synaptic depression.